AUGGCACAAAACCAACUCAGUGAGGUUGAGGUUCCAGCUAUUCUCACCACACAGCAAAUCCGCGCCGGCUUGAGCACUCUCCCACAAGAGCUCUUCARCGAGAUCUACGAUUUUACCUUCACCUACAACGGGGAGGAUCGUCAAAUUUCGAGCACUCGUGACCUUCACUUCGGCGAAUUCAACGAGUUCCGCGCAACCAUCGGUCGGUCACCCAACUGGAGAGACCACUCCGCGUUCAAGCGCAUCGCUACCUGGACGCCACCGGCCAACAUGCAGGUUGAUACCACGACACGCAAGCAAGUCAUGAGGCAAGUCUUUGGAAGCCAGCUUCCUUGGACGCUCUCGAUGGGAACUGGCGUAGGUAUGAUCAACGGCCUCGACGAGUUCUACCGUUGGUUUGAUGCCAUGUCACCAACGGCACACCACCUCCUGGCCAAUCUCGUCUUCGAAAAUGAGUUUGGUCAUCGAGAGAGGGGUGAGAUACUUGGGCACGCGGACCGUCCGGACUGUACUGAGUGGUAUGAAGUACGCAUUCAGCUGGCAUAUCGAUACUGCCGGGCCAUCAUGGAGAUCUCUGCCCCUGGUCCAUACACAGUGCUCAGGGUUUCCAUCUCGGAGGGGUAG
Molecule: messenger RNA, 624 nt
Organism: Ramularia collo-cygni
Lineage: Eukaryota; Fungi; Ascomycota; Dothideomycetes; Mycosphaerellales; Mycosphaerellaceae
Exons: 1
Coding region: 1-624 (207 amino acids)
Source: RefSeq, a predicted model, not a curated record